Molecule: messenger RNA, 850 nt
Organism: Suillus subaureus
Lineage: Eukaryota; Fungi; Basidiomycota; Agaricomycetes; Boletales; Suillaceae
Exons: 2
Coding region: 237-776 (179 amino acids)
Source: RefSeq, a predicted model, not a curated record
CAAGGUGUGGACAAUAUCCAUCAUUAAUUUGACAAAUGUGAUGAUGUUCACAGGUCACUGGGCUCAAUCCUUUGUCUUAUCUCGGAUACGAACUGAAGCAUGCAGCGCUUCGUGGUGUACAGCGCUAUGAUGAUGCAUUCGAGGCCUCCAAGAUAAUGCCCUUCAAGUUGGAUGAUGCACCCGCCCACAGAUACGACAGCUACGCCAGCGACACGUCAUUCCAUCUGAAGUAGAAGAUGCUAUUCAACGAGCCAUUCACGCCCAACUGGAAAACGUUCUACUUCGUCCCAUCAACACUUCUACUGGACGUUCGUGCAGUCGAUGCAGAUAAACGCAUUCACGGAGAGUACAGAGCACAAAGAGCUUUUGCAUUCAUUAGUGAUGUAUACGCCCCUCCAAACAGAGCUCAUCAAGAAACGGUCGUGAAGUGCUUCAGUUGGGUCAUAUUUUCCCAUAGUUGGGGAACCACGGAGCCGGGGCUGCACGACAUUCAGGACAAGGUCAUAUACGACUUGGAUCCGGUCGGAACCGUUGUGAAAUUGCAGAAGUUCUGCAAAGUUGCUCGCGAUGCGGGGUAUCGCUGGGCGUGGAGCGAUACAUGGUGCAUCGACCGGUCGAGGUCCAAGAAUCAGUCAACUCCAUGUUCGUCUGAUAUCACUACUCAACGCCCACCAUCGUCUACCUAUCGGAUGUCUUACCUUCGGCAAAGUCGGGCGCGCUUGCAAACAGCAUUUGGAGUGCUCGUCGACUUCCGUCCAGAGACAAUAGAUGCCUGAGAGAAACUCCGAUGGGCGUCAAACCGUGACACCAAGAGGGAGGAAGACAUCGCCUACUCUUUGUUUGGUAUCUU